GUUCACGCGCUGUCAAGUCAUCAUUUCGUCAAUUGCCCUUGCAAAUUUGCACAAUGAGGAGAAAACCUUUCAUCACAUCAUCAAGGUAAGGAUGGUAGGAACCGCAUGACCGCUCUUUUGACUCUGUAUAUAAUCUCUUGGUUCCCGUCCCUAUGUUGAAUGCUUGCCCUUUUGCCAUCAUCCAACAAAGAACAACUCUGCCCUACAGACAGCCCUACUAUACUCCUACUAUACAUCACUCAUAUACCUCUCACAUCACCUGAUUGGUGCUCAGUGCUCACCACAUCUUCCAUCCACGCAUAUUCAGCCAAUCACGAUCCCCCAAAUUAUUUGAUUCCCCCCUUCCAGUUUCCAACCAUGUCGACCAUCUCAUCAUCAUCAUCACGAAAAUAUUCCAUUGUGGAACCACAUCCAUCCGUCCCCUCAACUCAGUAUUUCAGCACUGGACGGGGUGGCGCAGGAAACCGAGUCAGGGCUCCAGUCGAAGUGACUCGAGGAUCUGAUGCCUCGGGACCUGCCUCUCGCGUGGCUCUGACACAAUCUCAGACCUCACGCAAGUCCUUCACCACCGGCCGUGGUGGUGCUGGCAACGUCCACCGAUCUUCCGAGCGGGCAAUCUUCUCAUUCGACGAGGAAUUGGAACGCCAACUCACCCAAGAAAGGCGUGCGGCUCCAGUCUACCACGUUGGACGUGGCGGUGCUGGUAACGUCUCAGUCUCUGGCAGUUCCCCAUCCCCUGCAGCGUCGCGACACUUUGACGAUGAACGACGUCGAUCGGUCGACUCGAGGGGCAGUUUCGCAUCAACAGCCUCGAGCGAGAGUGGCGCUGACUACCUCAACCGCAACUUGAAGAGGGGCAUCAAGAAGAUGUGGGGUCACUAGCGGACCGAUGCAUCUGAUCACUUUCUUUUCUGUCCUUCGACUCUCACGAUUUUCCUUGACACUGAUUUCAUUUUUUCACACACACCAUCAUCUGAUUGUUUUUUUGGCCAGCAUUUACUUCAACUCAUUGGCGCGGCGUCAUGGCACACAAACUGUUGAGCAUUGUCAGUCCUUUUUACAGGACUUGACGGGGGGGCCGGGGAUAAGGAAAAAAGCAUCUUUACCUCGAGACACAAGGAAAGGAGACUCGGACAAGAGAGAUAAAGGAGUAUUGUCGACUACUCACGACCACAACCGUAUGGUCCUCGAUGGAAAAUGUUGCAAUAAAGGCAUCGACACUCCAAGUACGGUGUUGGUGUAAUAGCUGGAACAAGUCCCAAGUCCAAAUUCUGCAUCGGUCCGGACACUCAUCUGUGAUGCGGUAUUCGAUGAUGAUCAUGAUGACCACUGGUUGCCACUUAGGGGUGGCUGCCGGAUGACUCUGCUUGUUGAAGCUACUUUCUUCUCUUUGAUUCGAUAAUAUGAUGAAUACGAUAUGAAUGAACCAAUAGCCUGAAUCUGAACUUGAAUCUGGCCUUUGGCUGCUCUGAUC
Messenger RNA from Exophiala mesophila, 1474 nucleotides. RefSeq lists its product as uncharacterized. Bases 160 to 882 code for a protein of 240 amino acids. The record is from RefSeq and is a predicted model, not a curated record. The transcript has a single exon. NCBI's taxonomy places the organism in Eukaryota, Fungi, Ascomycota, Eurotiomycetes, Chaetothyriales, Herpotrichiellaceae.